AUGCCUACCACUUUUGCGGCCGACUACGUCUCGCUCCCUGGUGGGCGGAAGAUCUACUACAUCCACUCCAAGCCGCAGCAGCCAUCGUCCAAGGCUCCUGUGGUGGCCAUUCACGGUCUGGGCGGCUCGUCGAGCUACUGGCUACCUGCUCUGCAGGCUUCGGGUCUCGGCGAUGACCGCGAGCUGUACGCGUAUGACCUGGACGGACACGGCAAGAGCGACUGGUCGGGACGCCAGCUCGCCAUGGCCGACUAUGUCGAGGACCUAGAGCAAGUGCUCGCCGCACUCCAGCUCUCCAAGGUUGUUCUUGUGGGCCACUCGAUGAACGGUACUGUGACAUCGUUGUUCACCGAGAAGCAUCCAGAGAUGGUGGAGAAGCUCAUCCUCUUGCACCCCGUUCGUAACCUCCCGGCCGCGGCCAAGGACAACAUGCGAGGACGUGCUCAGGCUGCCUCGACUGCUGAGGGCCUCGCGGGUAUUGCCAACGUCGUGGCUGCGACUGCUGUCGCAAAGGUUACCGCUGCUGGUGACCUUACCACUUGCGCCUUUAUCCGCCACCUCGUCGCGACCACCAACCCCGCCGCGUAUGCUGCUGCCUGCAUCGCACUGUCUGAGAUUCCAGCGGUUUCGGCCGCCAACCUCCAGGUCCCGCUCCACAUUAUCGGCGGCGAGGAGGACUACCUCGCUGGUCCUGCGGCUGUGGCGGCAUGGGCCGCAGAGGUUCCCAACGGGCAGGGCACUUGUGUCGUGCUCAAGAACGUCGGUCACUGGGGAGCGGUCGAGGCUCCACUGAAGGUCGGCAAGUCGGUCGCCCAGGCCCUCGCACCAACAAGCUACAACCUGCUCAUGGGCACCUUCCGCUCCCCGUACCUUUACACCCUCGGAUUUGACACUGCCAAGGGCAAGCUGGACCUGCAGCACACCAACAAGGCUGUGGGCGGUCACAACUGGCUCGACGUGUCGCGCGACGGCAAGACCUUGUACACCACCAACUGGGGUGAGGUCCCAUCCGUCUCGUCUUACGCCAUCGUCCCCUCCAAGGGCGACGCUCCCAAUGGUACGGCCAACGGCGUUCCUAACGGCACUGCUUCGGCUUACCCCGUGACGGAGCUCAAAGAGACUGUCACGUCCAAGUACCUGUCUGGAUACGUGUGCUCAAACGACAAGGCGGUGUACUCGGCCUGUGGACCCCAAGUGGACGUCUUCCUCCUGGACAAGAGCGGACAUCUCAAGCAGGAGGCAGCUGUCCAGAGCUUCAGCCUCGUCAGCGAGGACGCGAUGCACAAGGGCAACACCCAGAUGGACUUUGGAGGCCUCCGCCACGGUGGCCACUCUGCCGACCUGUCGCCAGACGGCACAAAGCUGUAUGUGGCCGACAUUGGUCGUAACUGCGUCUGGGUCUAUCACGUCGACCUGGCCACUGGUCUCCUGACCGAGGCGUCCAAGAACAUUGCCACGCGCCCCGACGACGGCCCCCGUCACUGCUGGCCUCACCCGAACGGGUCCAUUGUCUACACGCUGCAGGAACACUCGUCAUACGUCGACGUCCUGCGUCUGACAGACGACGCCAAGCUCGAGUGGCUCGAGGGCGGCUUUAUCCUGCCCCCCGGAGAUGACUGCAAGAAGUACUGGGCAGACGAGGUCCGUCUCUCCCCUGCUGCUGAUGUGGUCUUUGGCUCGGUCCGUGGUCUUGAAGCCCACACCAACGGCUAUGUGACGGCCUGGCGUCUCAACCCCGACGGUCGCCUCGCCGACCCUGUAGGCGCCGACAGGGGCGACGCGACACACCGCUUCAAGACGCGCACGUCUGGCGGUUGGGCCAACGCCAUUGCCGUCUGCCCCAACCUCGGCCCCCGUGGCGAGGUCUUCUUGAGUCUGACAGACUCCGAGGAAGGAUUCAUCCAGGUUCUCUCGUACACUGCAGAGGACGGUUUCAAGGUCGUGGACGAGGUCCGCGUGGGCUCCAAGGAGGAGCAGGUUGGUGCCAGCGUCGCAGUCUGGCUGUAG
Molecule: messenger RNA, 2007 nt
Organism: Apiotrichum porosum
Lineage: Eukaryota; Fungi; Basidiomycota; Tremellomycetes; Trichosporonales; Trichosporonaceae
Exons: 3
Coding region: 1-2007 (668 amino acids)
Molecular function (GO): 6-phosphogluconolactonase activity; protein binding
Source: RefSeq, a predicted model, not a curated record